CUGAACCAAUGGCCUCGCUCCAUCUCAGCCAUGUUCCAGUACAGCAUCUAUCCCAUCUCCUUCUCUGUGGGCAAUGCUGAUGAGUGGAAGAAGCUCUUCAAGCCCUGUGCUGCUCAGAGACUCUUCCUCCCUGUCAUCCUGAAGGACGUGGACUCUUUACUCUACGUGGACACCGACGUGCUGUUCUUGCGGCCCAUGGAUGAUAUCUGGAGGCUGCUGAAGGCCUUCAACAGCACCCAGCUGGCAGCAAUGGCCCCGGAGCACGAGGUGCCAAAGAUCGGCUGGUACAGCCGCUUUGCCCGUCACCCGUUUUACGGGGUCACGGGGGUCAACUCUGGAGUCAUGCUGAUGAAUCUCACAAGGAUCCGCAGCAGGCUGUUUAAGAAUGGCAUGAUUCCCAGUGGUCUGUCCUGGGACGAUCUUCUCCAUCCACUUUACCAGAAAUACAAGAACCACAUCACCUGGGGUGACCAGGAUCUCCUUAACAUCAUCUUCCACUACAACCCAGAGUGUCUCUUCAUCUUUCCCUGCCAGUGGAACUACAGGCCUGACCACUGCAUGUACGGGAGUAACUGCAAAGAGGCCGAGGAGGAGGGCGUGUCCAUCCUCCAUGGGAACAGAGGGGUUUAUCAUGACGACAAGCAACCCGCAUUCAAAGUAGUUUAUGAUGCAAUACAUGAUUUUCCCUUCGAGGACAACAUGUUCCAGUCACUGUUCUAUCCCAUCCAGACCAAGUUCCUGGACACGGUCAACACACUGUGUGGUCGGAUUCCCCAAGUCUUCCUCAAGCAAAUUGAAAAGACAAUGAAGAAAGCGUUUGAGGAGAAAGUGGUACGCCACAUCAGACCACACAAGUGACGGAGAGAAACUGGACUCCUGUGGGUUACGUGUCAAACCUUCGGAUCGAGCUGGUUUUUCUGUGUUUGCACUGUUCAGCACACAAGACCUCGGGACCUGAGAGUCUUACGAUGCAGUGUGAUGGUUUUGGUAGUGAGCCUGAGUAAACAAAGAUGCAUACAGCGCUGAUCAAUAAUGCCAGAGAGCAGGUUUAGUUUUAUUUUUACAUCCUAACUUUAUGACUGUUGGAAAUCAGUAUUUUUUUUUCUAUAAGGCAAACGAAAGACAUCCGCUCGUCUCAAGUGUCAGCUGAAGACGUGCUGUGGUCAGUUGUGUGUUGAACAAAGAUAUUUGAGCUGCAUUUUUGUCCUUCAAAUUAUUGUUGUUUGGAAUAUUCUUGCUGUUCAGAAUAAUCCAACUUCUGACAGAUUUAGUACUUGAAAGGGUAAAACCACAAACCAACAGAUUUGUGAAUGUGAACUGGAAAUAUGCACCUGCAAGAAUGAGAAGCAACUAAAGGGAUAGUUCAGAUCUUCAGAAGUAGGUUUCUAUGGAAAUGUAUAAACAGUUCUUGUCUAACUUGCUGUACAUGGCUAUUUGAGUGGCCUCAGUUUGGAGAAAGAGAGUUUAAUUAUGACUGAAUUGAGAAUUUGUGGAUCAUCAGAGUAGGUUCAAGGUGGAGUCAGAUUAAAGCAACUCCAAUGUCAAACAGUUAUGGACACUUUUAUUAUUAUCUAUUUGAAUGUGUUUGAUAAUUCUACACAGGAAGUGCUACAGCUAGCUGCUGCUGGUUGUGCAAACAAAUACUCGUGUAAUUUGAAGUAAAAGUGGUGUUUAUGUUUAUAAAAUAACUUUUGCACAAACUGAUGAGAUGGGAGCAAUUAACUUAAGAACUGCCCCCACUAGCCAUUAGCUUAUCAAUCAGAUUACAAGCUGAGUUUAUUCAAAACGCUAUGUACAGCAAGUAAGAUAUUAACUGUUAAUAAUCUUUCCAUGGAAACCAAAUAAUUAAAAACUAUCACUUUAAAUCUGGGGUAAUUUCAGCAGUUGCUGUUGGGGUUUUUCCACCAAACUGGUGCCAGAGCAGGCGCUUUGCUGGUUCUAAACUGGUUCCUUUUCCACAGACUCGGGGCUUAGUCGGUGCUGUCAUGAUGUCAGUCAAGUGUGGGGACACACCUGUGUCCCACAUGAGGACAAAGCAUGUCUUCCUUCUCUUCUGGUUUACAACAUGGAAAAAAGUCUAUAAGAAUUGUACAAAUAACUUAGAAUAGAAAAGACAAUUGGUUUAUUGUCCCUCAAUGGGGAAAACAGCAGCAAUUACAUUCCCAACAGGAGCAAAGAUGUAGAAUAAAAACAGAAUAAGAGUAAUUAGAAAUGAAAAAUACAAGAAAACAAAACAGAAAUACCUAAAAUGUAAAAACAGUUCAAAAUGCUGAAAAUAUUCACAUUUAAAAAAUAAAUAUAGAGAAAUGAUGGAAAUACCGUGUGGAUUUUAAAAAGAGAUGGAGGAGUAUUACAGGGAAACAUGAAUGGAAAAAUGUGCCAGUACCAUAACCAACAUGUGCAGGUAAAACGACAACAAAAGAUGUGCAAAUUACAGAAACAGCAGGAAUGCAGGAAUGCUAACGGUUGGUUUAGGUGAGCAGCGGUGCAGGGUCCUGACCUCUAAUGCUAAUGUGCUGUCAGCAUAUUUUACACCUGACCACUAUUAAAACCUCUCUGUACCUCUACCCUUCCCUUUCACGGUUCUUCUUGCUCAUUGCAAACUUAAAAACUCUUCCCAACUUUUCUUAAAUAUUUGACUCAUGGCACUUUAACGGCAAAAAACUAAAAUGUUAAUGAACUCAUUUAUUUAAUUUAUCUCUGAAAGAGUCAUGUUGGUGAUCAGGUUGCUGAAUCAUGAACACCGGCGCUUCUGUUGGCGUCUCUUUUAGGAUCUAAGUUUAAACUUCAGACUAAGGGCCAUUCCCAUCUGUACCGGGUCGGCCCGGGCCGGGUAGCCCCAGUCGGCCCCAGCCUGGCCCGGUUGAUUCCACACAUCCUUGCCUUAAGCCCAUGUGGGCUGAUUCUACCCACCAAUCAGAGGCUUGCUCUAAUGGAAGGUGUGAAUUUGCUGUCAGCAGUGGGUGUGUUGGCCCUUGUCGGCCUGAAGCAGACCCCCUCGAGAAGAGGGCUGAGGAUGAGCCUUGAUUGGCCCGGAAAAAUACCAGGCCACCCAGAUAUGUAAACAACCUACGCUACCCGGCCCGGGCCGACCCGGUACAGAUGGGAAUGGCCCAUAUGUCUGCUUACUUUUAGCUUCCAACUGAAAACGAUGGUUGUGUGUUGAGCAGCUACUCUAGCUUUGAUAAUGGUUGCAUCAUCAUGUGGGCGGGGUUUGGAAAGCGGUUCUUCGCAAGCGCCAGCUCGGUGGAAAAAACCCUGUCGGUAUUAAAAACAGCACAAUGAAUGAAAAAAAAUGUUUUUAUGUCAAAUACAGAAUGUUGAAAAUGCACUUUGUAAAGACUGGAUAUGUUGUCACUUUUGUAAAGAAUAUCCACAUUUAUAGCAACGUUGACGGAGUCAGACCAAAUGUGCAAGGUUUUCUUUCCUGUCGUGAUCAUUUACUACAGCUGAUUAUGUGCCAUAUAAAUGUGUGCCAUGUUUACUAUUAGAAUCAAAUGAAUGGCGUAGACUUGUGUGUUUGAGGGAGUGUCCCAGCCAGUGACUUGGUUCAUUGUCUAUGAUUGGUGAUAUAUUUUAAUGUUGCGUAUAAAGUGCUGUUAUAUUUUAUUGUAUCACAUCUUUCAACCUGGAAACUGACGCUGGCUGUUCAGUCUACAUGUUUCUAAAUAAAACAAAGCAUCGUA
This is a messenger RNA of Nothobranchius furzeri (turquoise killifish), 3686 nucleotides long. NCBI's taxonomy places the organism in Eukaryota, Metazoa, Chordata, Actinopteri, Cyprinodontiformes, Nothobranchiidae. The record is from RefSeq and is a predicted model, not a curated record.